GUGAGCGGUACCCGAAACGGAAGUCGGAGCCCAGAAACCCCUCCAAGGGGCGCCAGGCACACGGAGUCAGCUGAGUAUGUAAUGAAAGAAAAUAAAAUCCAUGGAGGGAUCUGGGAAAGAACAAAGGGCGAAGAAAAAAGGCGGUCCCACAGAUCCGUUGAAGAUUAUAGGAUAACAUGGGAGGUGAAAUCAGACGAAUAUCAGACAGACACUCUAUGGACUCCCCGCGUACUGGGACCCAGCCUCCGGCAGCUGAAGACAGCACUAGCAGUCGACGGAAUAUGAUGACCAUGUCGAUCGCAAGAGGGACCAAGUUGUCCAAAUCAGGACCAUCCCCCGGGCUCACUCCACCCGUCAAGAACAGCAAAGCCAGGCGGCAAUCACAGAGCUGUGAUGCUUGCAGAGCCCGCAAAGUGCGCUGUGCUAAAGAUACCCAAGACCAGAAACAACCUUGUAAACACUGUUUGACCCUGGGCAUACCAUGCACGUAUGACUACCAGCCUAAGAAACGAGGCCCCCCAAACCUCUAUCUGCGCAGAUUGCAGCAAGCCCAAGCUACCGGAGGAACUUCGGGCGUCUCUGCACAAUGUCGGGAUGACAGCUCCUCAGACCCAUCCAUUUCCCCUUUAUCACAAACCCUCACCAGUCAAUCUCAGCGCAACGUGACCCCAUCCUAUGUUGCCCAAGGUCAGCUGGCUGUUGGGGAACCUUGCAUGUCUUCAUCAUCAAACGUAUUAUCUCAACAUUCUACUUCUACAGAUACCUCAUCAGAUUGCUUCCACUCGGUAGUCUCGCUUCCUUCACAGGGCCACUACGGUGGAUCGUUUCCCAGCGACCACUCAGAUAGUCACUUGAGUGCGGAGUAUGUCACCCACCACCAGCAUCACCUCUCAUCCCCAGUCGCUUUGCUCUCACCGAAUAUCCUUCCUCCACUCUCAUAUUACUGCAGACCCCACCGCCUCGAAGAUAUCGCACCGCAAGACAUCAUCUUUCUCAUAAUCGAUCUCUUCUUUGACUUCGUGUACCCACUGACUCCGUGCGUACACAAGCCCUCGUUCAUGGCGGCCUUGCGUGCGCAUCGCGAGGAACGUGACCCGCUCUUCUUUGCGCUCGUCAUGUCAACCGUCGCAUCUACCCUCGUACAGGUACCUAGGUCAUAUGUGCCGCUAGAUAGAUCGACGGUGAAGAAGCUUGCAAGGACAUGUUUCGAGGCAAGUAGACACAUCACAGUUGCAUCGUAUGACCCUCCAUCAUCGACGCAUGUUGUAAUUCGAUACUUUGAUUGCUGUUACAACUUUUGCUCGGGGGUCGACGCGACGCAGCAUGCGACCUACGGUGAGGCGGCACACAUCGCUGUCACGCUCCGCAUGCACGAGGAGGCAUCGUAUGAGGGACUUGAUCCGAUCGAAUCGGAAGUUCGACGAAGGGCGUUCUGGUUGCUUUUUGGUGCUGACAAAUCAAUGGCGAUCCUUCUCGGACGACCAGUGUGUUUCCGCGACGAGGACUGUACGGUGCGCUUCCCAGGGGAAAUCGAUGACGAAUACAUUACGAGUAAUGCGUACCUCCCCCAACCUCAAGGCAAAAUCUCUAUUAUCUCGGGGUUAAACUAUGUUUCCCGGAUCUUUGCAUUACUUGGGGAUAUCCUUGUUCGAAUACGUGUCGACAAGCGCUCACCUCCACAUGGUCAGUUUGCUACGGCUCGUCUCGAGGAAGUGGAAUCCCUGCAUACAAGAAUACUCGAGACUCUUGAGAACGUCCCUGAACCACUACAGUUGAAGAGGCAGUUUCCCGCUGGUUACGUUCCUACUGGAAGUAGUGUUAGAGGGGGGAAUAGCGUUGGUACACUGGAUGCCGGGGAAUACCAGUACGGGACUGGAUUCAGGCAGACGACGUUAGGCGAGGUCAAAGAUUUCUUUGACAAUCCUAAAGCAUCUCGUGCAAACGCACUUAACCCCUUCCUCGUACAACAAGGAAAUUUGUACGUGACGCAACAACUUGUGCGAUUUGUGAUCGAACAGUACCGAGACGAGCUUAUUACCUUUAUGCAUGGGAACAUUGAUGAACGUCAGAUGAUGGAGGACCGGGAAGCUGUUGCGAGCGAUUUACUGAAUAUCCUCCAUAGCAUACCCAUUCAAUCUAUCGCGACUAACGGUCCUUCAUUGGUUCAUAAAGUGCGGUUUGUAGCGUCGACGUUACUCGAUGCGGUUGGGAAGGCGGAUUCAGCACCUGCAUCUGCUGAACGAGCCCACGCAUACCUACUGGAUUUCUUAUCGAUCCUGUCGGAGAUUGAGAGGAACUACAUGUGAGUCUUCUCUGCGAAAGUUGAAUCUUUGCGUUGAUACGUUGCCACAGGCUCGAGGACGACCUGAAUCCGGGAGAGAGCGCCAGAUAACUGGAUAAUUCCCUUAGUGAUAACACCUUUAUGCGUGGCGUCCUAAUGUCAAACCCUUCUUCUUCUUGUGGUCAGUAUCCUAUUUGAUACGUUCAACUUCAGAUCCGUUAUUAUUGGCUUAUAUUACUGUUCCUGUCCUCAUUUAAAAUUCUGGUGUUUCGCUAUCAUGUGGUUCUCUUCCUUGUGUCCCCUUUCCGUUUGCCAUCGCCGACAGCUCAACUGGGCGACGAAGUAACCAAGGACCUUCCUCGAGCUUAUUAAUCUGUUCAUGCCUAUGUAUCCAUAGUUCCCGUAGUUCUCGGUAAUGGCACAUCCUCACUGUGC
Messenger RNA from Pisolithus orientalis, 2716 nucleotides. Its product is annotated as fungal-specific transcription factor domain-containing protein. The record is from RefSeq and is a predicted model, not a curated record. Gene Ontology annotation, biological process: DNA-templated transcription; regulation of DNA-templated transcription. The transcript is spliced from 11 exons. Lineage: Eukaryota; Fungi; Basidiomycota; Agaricomycetes; Boletales; Pisolithaceae. Gene Ontology annotation, molecular function: zinc ion binding; DNA binding; DNA-binding transcription factor activity, RNA polymerase II-specific. The coding region runs from base 177 to 2306 and encodes 709 amino acids.